Drosophila arizonae is the source of this 614-nucleotide messenger RNA. RefSeq lists its product as uncharacterized. The record is from RefSeq and is a predicted model, not a curated record. NCBI's taxonomy places the organism in Eukaryota, Metazoa, Arthropoda, Insecta, Diptera, Drosophilidae.
CUUAUCUUAAAUAUUCUAGUUCAAUUCGAAAAUGCAAGUAUUUACAAUUGUGAUUAUCUAUUUUGGCUGUUCAUUUCUCUAUCUAAGUUCACAUGCGAAAAACCGAUAUUCAAAUAUAUGCGCUGACUGCCCAAUGUUGGAAAAUUGUACAGUAAACGAAACUUUUAUCGAUUCCAUGGAAAAGCAAGAUAAAAGAAAAAUAGUGCAUAAGAAACACGGAGGUGAACCGGCUCCAGAGUUGGAAAAGUGCCUGAAUCCCGGUUUCACAAUAUCUGGCGAAUUGUCGGAUAUUGUAUGCUCUGGUAGCACUGAUGGCAAAUGUCAUCCAAUCUUUCCACCCUCCGAUGUGAAUAAUAGCACAGCCUGCGAGACAUGCAAGGUCCUGUGCGAUUGCUCUGGAGCUUUUACUAUCGCAAAAGGUCUACUUGAUAAUUAUUUUAUAUUCAUAACAGCAUUUUUUGGCAUGACAAACAGCAUGGCAUAAUUUCACAUUGUGAACAGCAUCAAAACAAGAAUAUUUAGUAAAGUCUGACCAUUUGAAGUAUGAGUAAGUGAAUAUCAGAACAAUUAUGAAAGCUUUAGUCCGACUCGGAGAUGCCCUGAACUCUGAAUGA